Cicer arietinum (chickpea) is the source of this 2722-nucleotide messenger RNA. Its product is annotated as putative serine/threonine-protein kinase-like protein CCR3. Gene Ontology annotation, biological process: protein phosphorylation. Gene Ontology annotation, molecular function: protein kinase activity; ATP binding. NCBI's taxonomy places the organism in Eukaryota, Viridiplantae, Streptophyta, Magnoliopsida, Fabales, Fabaceae. The record is from RefSeq and is a predicted model, not a curated record.
AAGGUUAGUGAAUUGGAAGAGUUAAGAUAGAAAUAGCAAUCUUCCUUCUUUGUGUUUCAUUUUCAAUAGUCCACAACUACCAACUACCCUCCAUAUUUCCAACAUUAUACAUUUCAUCUUCUCUCCGGUCAACUCUCUCAAUGAAGCAUAAACCACCUCCCACCACCCAUCACUCCAAAUUCCAUUCUUUUUAAUGAAGAAACCACCUCCCUCCUCCCUCAUCACCAUCAUAUUCAUCACCUUAUUCAUCUUCUCUUUACUACCCUCUUCUCAUGCUUUAGGCUCCGCCACCACCAUCGCCGUCACCGACAACCCCGCCACCGUAUGCGGCAUCAUAACAAGCCAAUCUACACAGCGCAUUGACUGUUACCGUCAAGGAAAAGUCAUCCCCGUUUCCCCCAACGUUUCAUUUUCUUCCAUCUCCGGUGGAAGAACCUUCUUCUGUGGCCUCAGGUCCGGUAACUUCAGUUUACAUUGUUGGGAUACUUCAUCUUCCUUCCAAAGUAAAAGACUUUACGUUAGUGAUUCUGUUUUAUUGGAGAAUCUCGCUGUUGGAGAUUCUCAAGUUUGUGCUACGGUGGUUGGUGUUGGAACGGUUCGAUGUUGGAGAACCAAUUACGGCUUUGAACCAACUGGGUCGGUUCAAUUCGCUUCAAUUUCAUCUGGGUCAAACUUCUCUUGUGGAAUUGUGAAAAACGGUUCACAAGUUCGGUGUUGGGGGGAGAAAGUUGUUGCACAACGGUUACAGAAUGAGUUUCGGAAUAUUUCUAUGUUGAGUAUUGUUGCUGGUGGUUCACAUGUUUGUGGUUUGAAUUCAACUGGUUUUUUGGUUUGUAAAGGAAGUAAUGAAUUUGGACAACUUGAUGUUCCAAAAAGUGAAGCUUUUGAGUUUGCUGAUUUGGCACUUGGUGAUCAACAUAGUUGUGCAAUUAGAAGAUUGAAUGGUUCUGUUGUUUGUUGGGGUGGAAAGGGGAAAUUUUCUGUUAAUUUUAUUCAAGGUGUUUCUUUUGAGUUAAUUGUUUCUGGUUCUAAUUUUAUUUGUGGAUUGUUAACAGCAAAUUUUUCAGUUAUUUGUUGGGGACCUGGUUGGUCUAAUGCUAAUGAAAAUGGUUCUGUUCUUCCUUUGCCACGUAUUCUACCAGGACCUUGUGUUCAAUCUUCUUGUAGUCAAUGUGGUUUAUAUCCUGAUUCUCAAUCUCUAUGUUCUACUUCAACUCACAUUUGCAAGCCAAAUACUUGUGUGACUCAAAUUACAAACCCUCCAUCGUUGAAACCACCAAUGCAACCGCCUCCGCCGCCAUUGUCUCCUCCUCGAUCGUCUCGAUCGAAGACAUUGACAAGGGGGUUAUUGGUGUUUGCAAUUGUUGGAUCAGUUGGAUGUUUUAUUGGUAUCUGCACAAUAGUUUAUUGUUUAUGGAGUGGUGUUUGUUUUGGUAAAAAGAAAGUUCAUAAUUCUGUUCAACCAACAGUCACAAGAGGUAGUAGCAACAGUUCAAGUGGUAGCGCGUCUUCGAUUAAAUCCGCGAUUAUGCGCCAAGGUUCGAGAAUAAUGAGGCGUCAACGAAGUGGUCCAUCAUCAACAAAGCACCAAGAAAGUGCAGAGGAGUUUAGUCUUUCCGAGCUAAUAGCAGCUACCAACAAUUUCGCAUUCGAGAACAAGAUUGGUGCUGGAAGCUUUGGUGUUGUGUAUAGAGGAAAACUAGUUGACGGUCGCGAUGUAGCGAUUAAGAGAGGCGAAACGAGUUUAAAGGUUAAGAAAUUUCAAGAGAAAGAGAGUGCAUUUGAGUCUGAAUUAGCCUUUUUGUCGCGAUUACACCACAAGCAUUUGGUUAGGCUAGUUGGUUUUUGUGAUGAGAAAGAUGAGAGGCUUUUGGUGUAUGAAUACAUGAAAAAUGGUUCAUUGCAUAGUCAUUUGCAUGAUAAGAACAAUGUUGAAAAGAGUAGCAAUGUUUUGAAUUCAUGGAAAAUGAGGAUCAAAAUUGCUUUGGAUGCUGCAAGAGGAAUAGAGUAUCUACAUAACUAUGCAGUUCCUUCAAUAAUACAUAGAGAUAUUAAAUCUUCAAACAUUCUUCUUGAUUCUACUUGGACAGCAAGAGUAUCUGAUUUUGGAUUAUCAUUGAUGAGUCCAGAAUCUGAUACUAAUUACAAACCAACAAAAACAGCAGGAACAGUCGGAUAUAUCGAUCCGGAAUACUAUGGUUUAAAUGUAUUAACAGCAAAGAGUGAUGUAUAUGGACUUGGAGUUGUGUUACUCGAACUAUUAACCGGAAAAAGAGCGAUUUUUAGGCACAGCGAAAAUGGUGGAAAUCCAUUGAGUCUAGUUGAUUUUGCAGUGCCUGCUAUUUUGGCUGGUGAAUUGGUGAAAAUUUUGGACUCGAGAGUUGGAUCGCCAUCGGAGAGUAACGAAUCCGAGGCGGUCGAGUUGAUGGCAUAUACGGCCAUUCAUUGUGUGAAUUUGGAAGGGAAAGAUAGACCAACUAUGGCUGAUAUUGUUGCUAAUUUGGAGAGAGCUUUUGUUAUUUGUGAUGCUGGUAGUAACCAUGAGAUUGAAACCAUUUCAAGUGUUACAAUCACUGUUGUUUCAGAUUGAUAUGUUCCAAAGCCUGAUAAAUUUGUUUAUCUUACAUUCUUUCUCAUUAAUCCUACGGGUGUAUUAUUGGCAUGUAAAUUUAGAAGAAUUUUUAUGAAACUACUAACAUUUAACCACAGAAUAUUUAUUAUA